Molecule: messenger RNA, 4254 nt
Organism: Pseudophryne corroboree (corroboree frog)
Lineage: Eukaryota; Metazoa; Chordata; Amphibia; Anura; Myobatrachidae
Gene: TUBG1
Product: tubulin gamma 1
Exons: 11
Coding region: 226-1581 (451 amino acids)
Biological process (GO): cytoplasmic microtubule organization; mitotic spindle organization; meiotic spindle organization
Cellular component (GO): microtubule; cytoplasm; nucleus
Molecular function (GO): GTP binding; structural constituent of cytoskeleton
Source: RefSeq, a predicted model, not a curated record
GAAGAGAGGGCGCACCUCGGGAACGCCUACUAUCUGAGCAAGCCUAUUCCGUACGGAGACGCUAGAGAGCGCGUCUGUCAAAUCUAACAUGGUGGCUUCCUUGGCGAGGUUUCUGUCGCUUUGUUAUUCCGUACAGUGACGUAGCCGCUGCUGCUGCCGUUACAGGAGCAGAGUAGGAAGCGCGGACAGCCAGGCGGGAGAGAGGGUCAGAGGAGCAGCAGCGCUAUGCCCCGGGAGAUCAUCACCCUGCAGCUCGGCCAGUGCGGCAACCAGAUUGGGUUUGAGUUUUGGAAGCAAUUGUGCGCGGAGCAUGGAAUCAGCCCAGAGGGAAUUGUGGAAGAAUUUGCAACUGAAGGUACAGAUCGCAAGGAUGUAUUCUUUUAUCAGGCUGAUGAUGAACACUACAUCCCACGAGCAGUGCUGCUGGAUCUGGAACCACGAGUUAUCCACUCGAUAUUAAAUUCUCCAUAUGCCAACCUCUACAACCCUGAGAACAUAUACCUGUCUGAACAUGGUGGGGGAGCUGGGAACAACUGGGCUAGUGGCUUCUCACAGGGUGAGAAAAUCCAUGAAGAUAUAUUUGACAUCAUUGAUCGAGAAGCUGACGGCAGCGAUAGUCUGGAGGGAUUUGUGCUUUGUCAUUCAAUUGCUGGUGGAACAGGCUCUGGUUUGGGAUCGUAUCUCCUGGAGAGAUUAAAUGACAGGUAUCCAAAGAAAUUAGUCCAAACAUACUCUGUCUUCCCAAACCAAGAUGAGAUGAGUGAUGUGGUUGUACAGCCUUACAAUUCCCUUCUGACACUGAAGAGACUGACCCAAAACGCUGACUGUGUGGUAGUAUUAGAUAACACAGCAUUGAAUAGAAUUGCGACAGACAGAUUACACAUCCAGAACCCGUCCUUCUCUCAGAUUAAUCAGUUGGUUUCCACCAUCAUGUCUGCCAGUACUACCACACUCCGCUAUCCAGGCUACAUGAACAAUGAUUUGAUUGGUCUUAUUGCCUCCCUUAUCCCUACACCACGUUUGCAUUUUCUAAUGACCGGAUACACGCCAUUGACUACAGACCAGUCGGUGGCCAGUGUGCGGAAAACCACUGUGCUAGACGUCAUGAGGAGAUUGCUGCAGCCUAAGAAUGUUAUGGUGUCCACUGGGAGAGACCGUCAAACAAAUCAUUGUUACAUAGCAAUACUGAACAUUAUCCAGGGAGAGGUUGAUCCUACUCAAGUGCAUAAGAGUUUGCAGAGAAUCCGAGAACGUAAAUUAGCCAAUUUUAUUCCAUGGGGCCCUGCUAGCAUUCAAGUGGCCCUUUCAAGGAAGUCCCCGUAUCUUCCAUCUGCACACCGGGUCAGCGGACUAAUGAUGGCCAAUCAUACCAACAUCUCGUCUCUGUUUGAGAGGACUUGCAAGCAAUAUGACAAGCUGCGGAAACGUGAGGCUUUCCUGGAGCAGUUCCGCAAGGAGGAUAUAUUCAAGGACAACUUUGAUGAGCUGGACAACUCCAGGGAGAUUGUUCAGCAGCUGAUAGAUGAGUAUCAUGCAGCCACCCGCCCAGAUUAUAUUUCAUGGGGUACUCAGGAUAAGUGAAGCAUGUCUGUGAGGACACACCAGCCACUACAAUAUCGGAGCACAGUAUGUCGGUGUACCACACAGAACAGAGGUUGGGGCAUCGCCUGGAACUAGGACCAUACUGUCAUCCAAAUAAACUGCUUUGUUAUACCAGGGGAACAGCACAUCCGGGUUACAGUGCUGCGGAGGAACCAGAUAAAAUUACAGUCUGUCACUAUUUCUGCUGCUGACCAAGUGCUCCAUAUCUUUAGCGGGGUCAUGAAGCCAUUUAAUGCUUAAUAAAAUUAAUUAAUGAUCCAGGUAUACAGGCAGGCCUCCCAUCUUUGUAGUUUCAGGUAUUAGGAUUAAGAUAGAAAAUGAACAAUUCAAGAUUUAGGGGCUUAUUAUAUUAUAAACCCAGUGGCUAAUUGUCAACCCUGAGCAAUUCAGCUAACCUCCGCAUCCCUGUGUGAUAAACCCCAGAGCGUGCGCAUAGCGCACAUUUUUCCUUGCAGCCUCAGGAGCUGUAAGGAAAAAUCUGCAUUAAAUGUACCCUCUUGGGAUUAAUGCACGAGGUAACACUGACAGAGAAUUCCAAUUACCCGCUAAGGGUGUGAGCUACCAUUGCCGCCGGAUUGAAAUGCCAACAAGUGCACCGCAUCUUGCAUCCCUUGUGGUCCACUUACGGCCUGAAGCUUCACCUGUGCUAUAAACACUGCGGGUAAUUGGAUCUGCCCCAGAUUUAAUGGCCAUUUGCCAGUCAUAGCAUAAGGUGUCAGUCCAAGUAAUAUGGCUGCAAAUCUCUUGCAAUACAUGAUAGAGUGCAUACAAGUAUAGGACCAGUGUCCAGCUGAAACCACAUAUCUGCUUAAUAGGCAGUUGUACCUGGGUGGUGGCUACAUUUUACAUGAUCAAGUAUUCUAGAAGAAUCUACCAAUUAUUUCAGGGUUUUUGUUGCAGGAAUUUGCCUUUUGUUAUUUAUUGUCUUGACACCUGGAUAAUCCGAGUGAUAGUAACCUAAAAAUAACCUACAUUUGCAAAUGUACCAUCACCCAUUGAACACCACAAACUUUGUACUUACUGUCUUUUUCACUUUAGUAUAUAUGCAUUGUAGAUGGCAACAACAUUUAUCAGGGGACUUUAUGAAAACUGGUCCCUGGGAGAAAGUGUUGUAUCCUCUAGGAACUAAUCAUUCAUACAUUUUUAUUUUUUAUUUUUUUCCAAGUUUUUCUCGAAGUGGCAUAAGAACAAAUACAGUUAGAUUGGUUGCUGUGGGUUACAGUAUCCAUCUCCUGGUCUCCAGUUUUCAUAGAGGGCUCCUAUAGUAUUUCUUGCACAUAUUCUACUCCUAUACACACUUAGUCCACAUGCAGACUGGUAUUAAAGUGAUGCCUUUAAGAUGAGUUUUCAACGCAUGUUGAACACAUGUAAACAGAUGUGUAUUUUGACCUGUGUUUUACUUGUAUUACUCUGUCAAAUGUUAAUGGGUUGUGUUUUUUAAAACAGUAUAACAUUGCUUGUUCUAUUGCACCUGACGUGCAGCAACGCAAUUGAAAACUUCAUUUCAAUGGGAGUAUAUUGUAAAAGCAAUUAGUUGUGGCUAGUGAGCAUUUACAUGUGUGUUCAGUUGCAUUUGGCUUGAUCUAGCUAUAAUAACUUCCUGUCAUGUCACAGACCUCUUGGAAAAAAAGAAGAAAAAACAGCUUACUGAAUACAGCUGUGAAUGUAUUUAAAAUCCAUCCAUAAAACCAUGAAAGCAAAGCAAAAUGUGUUUUACUUGCAGUUUAGCAUACAAUCUAAAUGCAUUGCAAAUGCCUUUUAAAAACGUAGCCUAAAUCUUUUCCAUUACUCAUUCAGUACUUGUUUACAUACUAGUCAGACAGUUGGAUAGACUGUAAAGAAGCAAAUAAUACUUUUGGGGGUAUUUUAUCAGACCAUUGAGAGUGAAAUAAGGAGGAAUUCAGUUGCGGUCGAAGGGUUGAAAUGUAUGUUGCUGUGGCAUUUAAACGCCGGCAACGGCACCACAUCUCUCACCACUUGCUUUCUCGUGCGAAUCCUGAAUUCGCACAAAAGUUCUCACUACCCUAUGAGGCAGCAAACCGUUUUGUCCGAGUUUGGGCUGCCAUAAAGUACAUCUUCGCCCUCACUUGAAUUCCCUCCCUUAAAGCACUAACCAAUGUUACAGACUGUGGGGGAUAUUCAAUUGUUUGAAAAGUCAGUUGGGUGUGUGUUUUUUCCUAUCUAAUAGGAAAAAAAACACACCCAACUGACUUUUCAAACAAUUGAAUUCCCCCUUGUGUUUGAAAAAAAAGCAAUUAAGAGCUGACUGGUUUGAACUUUCUUUUUUUUGUUUUUUUUACACUCCCCACUUGUUCUCUCUCCAAAACUUUGAUAAAUACCCCCCUAAAUGUCUUACUAACAGUGCCAUUGACAUAGUUGGUUCAACAUUGCUUUAAAAUUAUCAAAUUGUUUGUUUCAUGCAUGAAAAUUGUUUUAGGAUGAAGGUUCACAGAUACCUGUGUAUUGUCUCUGUUGUGGGCAUGAAAACCUAAAACUGUCAGUGGCUAACGUGUCCUUUUAUUCUAGGAAAAUUUAUAUUACACAAUUUAUAUUUGUAUAUAAAAUGUGUGUAUUUGAGUUCAGCCUGGGAAGAGCUGUCUUCUCAAUCUUGGCAAUUGUAGGAUUAUUCUUAUUAAAUAAGAUUCACAUAAA